CUUUCGGGAGGAGCGGGGGUGACCCCAGGAGUGGAAACAACUUUCCCAUCUUUUCUCUUCGCACAACUCGUGCUAUAGUGGGACGGGGACUGGCGGAGGGAAAGCACCUUCCUCUGUUAGAGCGGGCCCUGGAGAGAUGGCACUGCAGUCCCGGGCGGCCCCGACGGUGCUGGGCGCACGCUGGGCGGUGGAGGGCUUGGGCCGAAAGCAGGCACGAACGGGCCGGGAGCCGAAGCGCCGCAGGCUCCUUAUCAGCGCCCGAGGAUCGGGGCGUCGCCGCCCGUCGCCUUCAAAUCGGGCGCAGCCGCCUCUCCCGUCCCAGCCCGUCCCAUCCCGUCCUGUCCCAUCCCGUCCCAUCCCGUCCCGUCCGUCCUGUGCCGGCAGGAGAGCAGAGCCAUGCUGCACUGGGGAUACGACGAGCACAACGGGCCUGCCCACUGGAAGGAGGUUUUUCCUGUCGCUAAUGGAGACCGUCAGUCACCCAUCGACAUCAAAACUGAGGAAACCAAGUAUGAUCCCUCCCUCCGUCCUCUAAAUCCCAAUUACGAUCCAGCUUCUGCUAAAAUCAUCCUUAACAACGGGCACUCCACCAGUGUGGAGUUCGAUGACACCAUCAACAGAUCAGGUUCAUUCCAACUGAAUCGCUCAAAUCUCUUAUCUGAAUUUAGCUGCAGUGACGAUGAAUCUACCACAGCCUUUGUGCUGACUGGGGGGCCGCUCAGCGGGACCUACAGGCUGCGCCAGAUUCACUUCCAUUGGGGGUCCAAUGAUGAAGCCGGCUCUGAGCACGCGGUGGAUGGGAUGAAGUAUGCGGCAGAGCUUCAUGUGGUCCAUUGGAAUGCAGAGAAGUAUUCCAGCUUUGUUGAGGCAGCUCGUCAGUCAGAUGGAUUAGCAGUCAUGGCUGUAUUUCUGAAGAUUGGUGAAUGCAACCCUCAGCUGAAGAAGAUUACUGACCGCUUGGACACCAUCAGAAUCAAGGGUAAAAAAGCACUAUUCACAAACUUUGAUCCUAGCUGUCUGCUUCCCAAAUCCCUGGACUACUGGACUUACUUUGGCUCUCUUACCGUUCCACCUCUUCUUGAGAGUGUCAUCUGGAUUGUUCUGAGAGAACCCAUAAGUGUUUGUUCUGAACAGCUGGCCAAAUUCCGCAGCCUCCUGAGCACUGCUGAGGACGAGGUCGCCUGCUGCUUGCUGAGAAACUACCGGCCUCCCCAGCCUCUAAGAGGACGAGAAGUCAGAAGGAAUUAAAGGAGUAAAGCCAGAGUAGUCUCCCUCUGAAACCAAAGGCUGAAUUAAUUUUAAUAGUUAAUAUGCUUUGUGAUUUUUAAUUUUUUUUCUUGAGUUGUUGUAACAAAUAGGUGUUGUUUUAUUACUGGUUAUCAUGCAGUCAUUUCACACAGACAAGUAUGUCCUGCCUGAGCUGUUGCAGGUUCACUGACAUUAACAGGUCUGACUGUUUGAGUGCAUUGGUUUGGGAGCACAGAGGUCACUGCUAAUCAUAAGGGUCAGAUGUGGUAAAGGAGUUGCCCAGAAUUUCCCACCAAAUUACUGAACAGGAUGCCUGGUAUUAUUGGCAGUAUAGGAUGUUCUGGGUUUAUUCUUCUGGUCUCUAACAUAACAUUUAGCUUCUAUAUAGGACUUCACAAUGUAAUUCUCAAGGAAAAACUAUUUCAAUGAUAUUAUCAUUUCACUUUUCAACAAAAAGCAGUAAUGACUAACAGCAUUUAAGUAAAACAGAUGUUUAUAUGAUCCUGUUAUUCUGGCUGCUUCAUAGCAGGAAUCAUGUACUGAUUGAUGAUUUUUUAAAAAGCAAAUAGUAAGGAUUUUGUGUAUUACCUGAUCAUGUCAGGUGGAUUAGGUAUUCCUGAAUUUCAUAAUGUGUAGUGAUGAAAUUGUCCUGAAACCUGAAAACUGCAAGGUAGAAAGGCAUAAAGGGAAUUGUUUGGGUCUAAAUGUAGUCUGUUGCAUUUGGUGAACAAUAAGGGACUAACUAUAACACUAUAUCCAUGUAGCAUCAGACUUUUGCCACUUAAAAUCAGAAGGCAGGGGUGGCUGUUGCUCCAGACUCUUUCAUGCUAGAUGCUGCAGUGUGAUCCACAUGGUGCAUACCUCACACUAUGCAGUGGAGCACAGAACUGCUCAGGUCUGUAAUGUCUCAAGGUACUGGCUGUCAUAGUUGAACUUUGGUGGUUGCACUUAUAUGCUAAAGAGAAGACCAAAGAGAACAUUCAGAGAAAGCCAAAGAAAUUGGAAUCAAGUCAAUAUCUAAUAAAAAGCUCAGCCCUCAAUAGCAAUAUCUUGAAAUGUCCGUCUUUAUGAAUUGACUUGAGCCUGAGUUUCUCUCAGGAGCUUUUGUUAGCUGAAUAUAAUUGUUUGUUUUAUGCCAAAUUUAUUUUUAUUCUUUUUAAUGAACUUGCCAUAGGAUGUAGCUUAGGAUAGAAUUAGAUUUAGUCUCAAACUGGGAGAACUACAUAGUUACCAGUGGUACCUGGAAGAGGCAGCUAGAGGUUUCAUGGGUGGCAACUACCAUCAAUCUCUGUAGUACUUCUGACCAACUCAUCUUCUAUGAAUUAAUUUUUUUAUAGGCUCUGCCUUUUACCUCGGUGGGUCUUUUGAUCUUAGAUGGACAAACAUGAGGGAAAUCACAAUCAGGAUUGAAUUUAUAUGCCAUUUUAAUAAAUUAGACAUAGAGAUAUAGAUAUUUUUGCUUAGUUUAAGACAGGUGGACUUUGUUGUUUUCUCCUCCCCAGAAUAUAGCUAUUAUAUGCUGCAAGGCCUGCCGUCGCCUUUUGAAUGUUUUCUGAAGGAGAGCACAAAUAGACCAUUAGAGAAAUGAAAGGCAUUUAGCAGCAGCAGCAGGUACAAGUAUUAAACAAAGGGAAAAACCCUUUCUUUUUUGUUUUCUGGCAUAGGGAGAAGAAUGCAGAUAAAAAGACCUCAGGAUAGUUCGUUCUUAAAGGGCACGUCAGGAAAGUGUGCAUGGAGAAAGCGAGAGUGUGUUGUAUGUUUUCACACCCCUUUUUAGACUUAGUGUUGGUUUUGAUAUGUUUCCCUAUCAAGUGAGUAGCCUCAGAAGAAAAAGCAAUAAGGCUACUGCUUCAUAUCAUAAACAAAAGUUUUAUAUGUUUCUUGCAUAUUGAAAACAAUGGAGUUGAUCCAUUGCUUUGAUAUUUAUAAGAAUUUUAUCAAAAUAAAAAAUUGAUUUUA
Pseudopipra pipra is the source of this 3207-nucleotide messenger RNA. Its product is annotated as carbonic anhydrase 13-like. The record is from RefSeq and is a predicted model, not a curated record. Gene Ontology annotation, molecular function: zinc ion binding; carbonate dehydratase activity. Bases 397 to 1248 code for a protein of 283 amino acids. The transcript is spliced from 9 exons. NCBI's taxonomy places the organism in Eukaryota, Metazoa, Chordata, Aves, Passeriformes, Pipridae.